AUGCAGCAGCCCAACCAACAUCAUGGCUGGCAAGGCCACCAACCUGGCGGCCGCCCCCUGGAUUCUACAGGAUGGCCCUCGAAUGACUCGUCUCGUCAGAAUGACUGGCCCUCGCAGAUGACUCGGAUACCAGCUAGGAAUCCAAGCGAAGGAGGUACCAAGAGGAAGGACGUGAUGGGCUCGUCGGACCUUGAGAUAGCGGUCCCCGGAGCAGGUGCCUUCGGCGCUUCUUUAAGCACGAUGCCUCACCAGCAAGAUGCGGAAGAUUCGUAUAGCGAGAACAGAGGGCAUCCUGGAACGGGGGUGGGCUCUUCCUCUGGCCUGUAUACGGGCCACCUUCCGAAAGCACAGCCCACCGAACCAUCAUUGAGAAGAGGAAUGGCGUGCAAGUUCUGUCGCCGGCGCAAACUUCGAUGCUCUGGCGAACGACCGAUCUGUUCCAGCUGCGUCAAAUACAAACAGGUCUGUGAGUAUCAGACGCCGCCCAAGAUUCCCAGGUCUCAGCCCGCGGAGAACAGCACAUCAACCGGACUGUCAGACUUUGUCCACCAACCUGCCAUCCCCGGUUACCAGUCGGCCUUCAGUUCGCAACCUCUUGUCGAAACCCAGAAUGUGCCCUCGGCUAUUCCUUUCCAUCAGGAUUUGCCGGGCCCUUCUAGCUACGCCUCGGCUUCAAACAUCUACCAGCCUGAUUAUACGGUGACCCAUCGACCAUUCGACAUCAGCAUCAUCAACAUGCCCCCUAGCACUCUUGCAUUCAGCCCCCUUGGUCAUUCCAGCAUCGGUUCCACAUCUGUCUUUGGUGCACCUGUAGACCCUACGUCAGACAUUCCCUUCCAGCAAUUCCCUCAAUAUGCAGCAGAGCCCUCCUCGUAUUCCGCCACGAGUUUGGGUUCUUCGUCUCCAUCGUCCUUCCUUCCACAGGGGCCGCAAAGACACAGCAUCAAUACUGUUCUUUCCGAUGGAUUUCCGUCUCCGACCGCCCCACGAAAUGGCUACAGUGGGGCCAGGCCGUCAUUACCAAUGUCUCAGCCGGCGAUACCAAGCAAUUCCUGUGCUCCCGCGAUGCCUGCUCCCAUGCCAGACUUUUCAUUUGUUGCCGACAAUGCAUCCACCUCAAUGCCCCUGGGAGUGACUCAGCCAUACAGAAGUAGUACUUGCUCUUCUGGUUUCACUCAUUCCUCGGCUUCACCUAGGGUCACGAAUAUCCCUUCGUCGACGCCUUCUUCAACCCCGUUGAAUGCCGCUGUCCCGCCAGUCGGCGAUGCCCCUGCCGAAUAUCCAGCAGGUGCCAGCAUGCGUUUCGUCUCGGACGAGUCUGACCCUGUCGAUAAUAUCACGGAGCGCCUGGGAGAGUUCUUAUUCAGUCCCAAUGAGAGCCCUGUAACUACUGGAAACAACACAGAAGCCGGAUCUCCCGAAGAUCGGGACGCGCAAAAGAGAAGAAGGCUUUCCAAAGCGAAAGCUGGCCAAGGAUGGGCUGGUAGUGGUCCGCAGAAGACAUCGCUUCUACACAACAGGGUAGAGUCGGACGGUCUGCGAGACGAGCUCAGGAAUAUGCUAUUGGAUUGCUUUUUGGAGCACGUCCGAUUGUUCUUUGAGAUGAGCAUUCCUCGUUUCAGAUAUCGCAUGACCUUCUUGGACAAACGAAGGCCCCAUCUGGCUCUGUUGAAUGCGAUGUAUCUGUGGGCUUCUCGGCUAUCGCAGGCGCCCAAUCCAGUGGCACUCGAGCAGCAUUUUUACACCGAGGCUCUUCGCCACUUGGACGCGGCGGCGGCGAGUAACGAUAGAUUGGUAGACGCCAUACGAGCGGCGAUGCUCCUCAGUGCCUACACCUAUACGAAUGGGAGACACCACGAGGGUUGGCUGGUCGCGGGAAUUGCUGUCCGACUGGUGCUUUCAAGCGGUUUACAUCGUAUCCCGUCGCUCAGUCUGCAAUCAAUUCCUAAAGAUACGCUUUUUCUCCGGAACCGAGUCUUUCUUCUACCUCCCCCAGAAGAUGCAGUCGAAUUGGCAGAAAGAGUCCACGCCUUCUGGUGUGUGUAUUCAAUAGAAAGAUGUGGUGCAUUAGCCACUGGAUUCCCUUCGUCCCUCAAUGAUGGCGACAUCAUCACCCCGUUCGGUAGACCUAUAGACGAAAUAGCAUCUCAAACGGUAACCUCUGCAGAUGAUACCUCCGUCCGUAAUUUAUACCGAGGUCACAUACCGGCACAUCCCCAGGGAGAUAGCCCCUACGUGAGAUGGCUAAAAGCUGUCACGGUCUUGGAACGUACAUCGAAGCUCGCGUUCCUUGAUCCCGAUGAUGACUCCGAGUACUCCCGGGUGUGGACAGAGUAUGCCAACCUCUUGUCUUCGCCAAGCUCUGCUUCAUCAGCUUCACUCCCUCCAUCAUGGCUCAAUCAACCCAAAUACAGAAAUCCGAAAGAUUACAACGAGUGUUACUUUGCGCUCGAACAGCUCCGCAGAGAGCUUGGAGUGGAUGGGAUAUCCCCUGUGGAGAGAAAGAACAGAGCAGAUAAUGAAGGGAUUGAACUCGUUUUCGGAAGCAAGAUAGUUUUAUUGCAUCAUCAUUUUGCAGCCAUAGAGAUGCUGCUGCACGAUAUAAAUUCCAUCGAUGCCGACAAUUCUGUGGCUGUCAGUGCUGCUCAACGAAGUGUCGCUCUUUUCAAACACCUUCCCGAGAUGUCACUCUUUGAAGUCGACGCUGAAAUUGUGCUGGUGUGGUGUAUGACUGCCAAACUACUGAUCAAGGAGCUCGACCGAUUCGCCCGUCAGGGUGAUGCCAUAUCUUGUCAAAAUCUGGGUGACGAUGUCGACUGUAUCAUCAACGAGCUCUAUCGAGUCGGGCAUGUAAUGCACAUGUCGCGAGCCCAAGGCAAAGCGAUGGAAGACCUCAAAAAGGCCGCUUUAGCAAACCUCAAACAGGCGUAA
Molecule: messenger RNA, 2931 nt
Organism: Cryptococcus amylolentus CBS 6039
Lineage: Eukaryota; Fungi; Basidiomycota; Tremellomycetes; Tremellales; Cryptococcaceae
Exons: 17
Coding region: 1-2931 (976 amino acids)
Biological process (GO): DNA-templated transcription; positive regulation of transcription from RNA polymerase II promoter by galactose
Cellular component (GO): nucleus
Molecular function (GO): zinc ion binding; DNA-binding transcription factor activity, RNA polymerase II-specific; RNA polymerase II cis-regulatory region sequence-specific DNA binding
Source: RefSeq, a predicted model, not a curated record